UCCACAAGUAUAUUCUGUAAUAUUAUUAAUAGUUAUUAUUGCUUUAUUUUCAGAAUUGAUAUAUGCCUGGAUUUUCAAUGAAUAUCCAACUUUUGUGCACCAGGAUAAUCGCCGCUUUGUUUCGCAAGAGACUGGGAAUUUAUACAUAGCUAAAGUAGAGAAAUCGGAUGUGGGAAAUUAUACGUGUGUCGUGACAAACACAGUAACAAAUAGCAGAGUGCGAGGGCCUCCUACGCCUUUAAUCCUGAGAAAUGAUGGAGUGAUGGGUGAAUAUGAGCCAAAAAUCGAAGUGCAAUUCCCAGAAAUGGUUCCAUCUGCCAAAGGAACAACUGUGAGGCUGGAGUGUUUUGCACUGGGAAACCCAGUUCCUGCAAUCAGCUGGAGAAGAACAGACGGAAAGCAAAUCCCCAAAAAAGCUCGGAGACACAAAUCAAGCAGCAUUCUCGAAAUCCCCAACUUUCAGCAGGAAGAUGCUGGCAUGUACGAAUGCGUAGCUGAAAAUGUGAGAGGAAAGAACGUGGCCAGAGGCCAACUAACAUUUUAUGCUCCUCCCAACUGGAAUCAGAAAAUAAGUGAUAUUCAGGUGGCUAUAGAAGAAAGUAUCUACUGGGAAUGUAAGGCAAAUGGCAGACCAAAGCCUUCUUAUAGCUGGCUGAAGGAUGGUGAACUUCUUCUACCUCAGGAAAGACUUCAAAUAGAACAUGGAACACUUACCAUUCCCAGCGUGAAUCUCUCCGACACUGGCAUGUAUCAGUGUGUGGCAGAAAAUAGAUACGGAGUCAUCUAUGUCAGCGCAGAACUGAGCGUAAUUGCUGUGGGUCCAGAUUUCUCCAAAACCUUCUUAAAAAAAAUAACUUUUGUUAAAGUUGGUAGUGAUGCAACCAUUGAAUGCAAGCCUAAAGCUUCUCCAAGGCCAACUUUUACUUGGAAGAAAGGAAAAGAGAUCAUAAAGGAAAGUGAGAGACAUACUAUUUUGGAAGAUGGAACUCUAAAAAUUGCCAAUGUUACCAAAGCAGAUGCUGGGAGUUAUACAUGUAUAGCAACAAAUCAUUUUGGCAUAGCCAGCAGCACUGGGAACCUGAUAGUAAAAGAUCCAACACGAUUUGUGGUGGCACCUACCAGCAUGGAUGUCACUGCUGGUGAAAGUAUUCUUCUGCCUUGCCAAGUAUCUCAUGAUCAUCCACUAGACAUUGUCUUUACAUGGUCAUUUAAUGGACGUCUGAUAGACUUUGAAAGAGAUGGAGAUCACUUUGAAAGAGUUGGAGGGCAGGAUUCAGCUGGUGAUUUGAUGAUCAGAAGCAUCCAGCUGAAUCAUGCUGGAAAAUACGUCUGCAUGGUGCAAACAAGCGUGGACAAACUAUCAGCUGCUGCAGACCUGAUUGUAAGAGAGAUUUCCCAUCUAUUUCCUGAGGAAUGGAAGACCUCCAGAAUGUGGGAUAUGGGGAAAAGGAAUGUUAAAAAACAAAAACAAGGUCCCCCAGGUCCUCCUGAAGCUGUGACAAUUGAUGAGAUAACAGACACUACAGCUCAGGUUUCUUGGAGACCAGGAGCAGAUAACCGCAGUCCCAUUACAACAUACGUUAUUCAAGCAAGGACCCCAUUUUCAGUUGGAUGGCAAGGAGUAAAUACAGUGCCUGAUGUCAUUGACGGAAAUACAUUUACAGCAACGGUGGUGGGCUUAAACCCAUGGGUUGAAUAUGAAUUCCGAAUAGUAGCUGCCAGCCUUAUUGGAAUUGGGGAACCAAGCAAACCAUCAGAGAAACGAAGAACUGAAGAGGCCCUUCCUGAAGUCACUCCAGCCAAUGUCAGUGGAGGUGGUGGCACUAAAUCUGAAUUGGUUAUAACAUGGGAGACAGUGCCAGAAGAGUUACAGAAUGGAGGAGGCUUUGGCUAUGUUGUUGCCUUCAGACCAGUUGGUACCAUAAGCUGGAUGCAGACUGUAGUGGUUUCACCAGAUGCCUCCAAAUAUGUGUUUCGGAAUGAGAGUUUACCUCCAUUUUCACCAUACGAAGUUAAAGUUGGAGUGUACAACAACAAAGGAGAAGGUCCUUUCAGCUCUAUCACCGUUGUUUAUUCAGCCGAUGAAGAACCCACCAGAGCUCCCACCAAUGUAUUUGCCAAAAGCCUUUCCGCUUCCGAUAUUCAAGUCUUUUGGUCUUUGCUGCCAGAGACCCAGAGUAAAGGAAGAAUACAGGGCUAUGAGGUUAGAUAUUGGAAACAUGGAGAUAAAGAAGAGCAGGCUGGAAGAAUGAAAACUAUGACCAAUCAGACUUUUGCAAAAAUCACCAACUUGAAGAGCAGUGCUUUAUACCAUUUGGCUGUCAAAGCUUACAACACAGCAGGGAUGGGACCAUCCAGCGCUGUGGUCAAUGUGACAACCAAAAAGCCACCUCCAAGUCAGCCUCCUGGAAACAUUAUAUGGAAUUCAUCAGACUCUAAGAUUAUACUGAACUGGGAUCAAGUUAAAGCACAGAAUAAUGAAUCUGAAGUGAAAGGAUACAAAGUGUUCUAUAGAUGGAAUAGACAAAACAGUAUGUCUAUUAUAGAGACAAACAAAACAUCUGUGGAGCUUUCAUUGCCCUUUGAUGAAGAUUAUAUCAUAGAAAUAAAGCCAAUCAGUGAUGGAGGGGAUGGCAACAGCAGUGAACAGAUUCGAAUUCCAAAGAUAACAAAUGCGUAUGCGAGGGGGUCAGGAGCUUCAACUUCAAAUGCUUGUACGUUGUCAGCCAUCAGCACAAUAAUGAUUUCCCUCACAGCGAGAUCAAGUUUAUGACAAAAAAUACUGAAAGGACUUCCUGUUUAUAAUAUAACUAAGCAACAUUUAGCUAGUUGUUUUGAAGCCACCCAGUACUAAGUAAUAUUGUUGUUCAAGUACAUCUUACUACUGGAAAGAAAUGUUUUAUGCUUCUCUAGGAAUGGCAUUAUACAGUACUUCCUCAAAGCAAAUAUAUCUUUGUCUGAAGUUUCCUUGGAAACUCUGCAAUGCACUGAAAACAUCUGUAAUACGAUGUUACCAAAGCAGUUUACAUAUGUCCUUAUAUGCAUAUUUUUAUUAUAUAUUUAGUGUUUUAUAGACUUUUUUAAAGUUAAUAUAUGAUGUAGAUACUGAUUUCUUUCCCCCCCUCUGCUAUGAAAUGCUAUUGAUGACAUUAUCAUUGCAUAAAUAUAUAGUUUGGAAUGUUUCAGGCCAGAUGGCCAUAAUUGUCAGUAACUGAUUUCAAAUUGAUUGUAUAGGUUGACAAGAAUGCACAAUGAAUUUUUAGCUUCAGUCCAUUUUUCCAGGGGUGUGUGUGUAUAUGUGUGUGUCUAUUUGGACAUGGAAAAUAUUCCCACAGGUAUUUGAUGAAGCCUGCCUUCUCCUUCAGGCCUAAAUUUGCUGCACUAUGCGCAAUGCUUCAAAAAAACAGAAUCACUUAUAACUCAAAGCUUCCAUUGUGGUUCACUCUAAUUCCCUCUGAAGAAGAAAGAUAACUAGAUGCUAGAUAACCACAACGAAGCCUAAAUUUUAUGCUCCUUGCCAACCAGGAUAGGUAUCUAGAGGAUGGGGCAGGGUAAAGAGGCAGACAGAGAAAAGAGAAAAGAUUAGUAUAGUAAUAUUUCAGGAUCUCUUUCAUAUAUGCAGAAUGGGAUGAAUCCUGCCACUAUGGACGUACAAGACUGCCUUUUUUAAUCAGAUAAAUAAACUACAAGUAAAACAUGCUAUGCGUUUAGGUUUUGUGAAAGUUCAUAGCAUUCUUUUCUUUACGGAUAAUGUUUUGGUAACACAUAACACGGAUUUUUACCUGAAUGUACUGAUUUCUAUAAAAUUGAACAAACGUUAAAUUAUCAUCCAUUCCUCUUAGUGUCAUCACUCUUAAUGUAAUGAAUGCCAGACAUUGCUACUGUAUAGUGAAAGACAAGUUUCUGAGUGUGGUGAAAAUCUGAACGUUAUCAUUUCAACAAUUUAUGUUAAUCUUUUAUUUAAAUAAAUGAAUGACAUUCUGCAUUUUCACCAUUUUAAUCAUGAAAUCUUGAAGACUUUAAAUGCUGCUUUCUUUACUAAAUAAAUUUAUUUUGACAGGUACAUGUAACCUACAGUUCUUUAUAGAUUGAUUUCAUAAAUUACCUGUGUUCUAUAUUGAUAGGAUCUUGCUUGGCUAGGGGUCAUUUUAAAAGUCUGAUAAAUAAUAUUCUACAGAAUUUUUCUCUAAAAUUACUUUUCUUUUUAAAAGCAAUUUGUAUGUCUAGAUAUCUCAUUGAAUUUCAAAUUGUUUAAUUCUGGGUGUUCUGAAUAUCAAGGUUUAACUUUCAGGGUCUGUCACAUUUACACUUCUAUCAUGCUGAUAAAUCCCCAAUUAAAAUCUGACAAAUGAAUUUAAAUCUUCAUAAUGCUUUUUUCAUGCUAUUGCCAUUCAUUGCAGGAAAACCAGUACUGGAGCAGAGUUUGUUAAUACUAAUCCAGUGGCUUGUAAAUGCAUGUAGUUGCUGUAUUGCACCUACAAUCUGCUUGUGCAGAAUUGUCUGCAUGCACAAGAACACUGGAUAAUUGUCAAAAAUUGCAAAAAAAAAUAUAUUAAUAGAAAAAGAUUUUUGUUACUAUGGGAAAUAUUUUGUAAUUAUGCUCAGAUGAAACAAUAAUAAUUAAAAUUAAAAUGACUUUUUAAAUUAUUUCCCCAACUUUAAAAAUAUACUACUGAAGUUUAUAAUUUGUCCUUGAUAGUUUAAAUUUUCCUCUAACUUGUCUCUUUUGCUUCCAAAACAUACAAAGUAACUUUUAAAACAUUCAAAAUAUAUUUAUUAAGUAACUCAUAAUCAGGUUUCCACUUGUGUAAGUUAGGGAUGUUAAUCAGAGAAAUAUUGUCAGUAUUUCAAGCUGUGUUCCUUUCUUUGUUUGAUAUGGUUACUUCUAUGUAAAAACAAAAACAAAACAAAAAAACCCACAAAAGAAUGAAAAAAGAAAAAAAGCCUAUGUAGUUUUUCUCCCCAGUGUAAAUGAUAUUUAUCAGUGAUCUAGCAGAUGUAAUCUUUUUUAAAGUUAUUGGUAAUAAAUAUCCUGUUAUUUGUAAA
Molecule: messenger RNA, 5046 nt
Organism: Pantherophis guttatus
Lineage: Eukaryota; Metazoa; Chordata; Lepidosauria; Squamata; Colubridae
Source: RefSeq, a predicted model, not a curated record